GAGGGAUACUUCAGGCUCAUCCAGUAGAGGAAGACUUGGGCCUGGUCUUGAAAGAUGGAGUUGGCAACUUGCAGAGUCCUGAGGCAUUCAGAGUGAAAAGGCUUUCCUCUCUCACUGACAGUCUCCACCAUGAUUCAUAGUCUUUUCUUGAUCAACUCCUCUGGAGAUAUUUUCCUGGAGAAACAUUGGAAAAGUGUGGUCAGCCGUUCUGUUUGUGAUUACUUUUUUGAGGCGCAAGAGAGAGCUACUGAGGCAGAAAAUGUGCCUCCAGUCAUCCCUACCCCUCACCAUUACCUCCUAAGCGUUUACCGCCACAAGAUCUUUUUCGUGGCUGUGAUCCAGACGGAAGUCCCACCUCUGUUUGUCAUUGAGUUUCUUCACCGAGUAGUGGACACAUUUCAGGAUUAUUUUGGAGUGUGUUCAGAGCCAGUGAUCAAAGACAAUGUGGUUGUGGUUUAUGAGGUAUUAGAAGAGAUGCUUGACAACGGGUUUCCAUUGGCUACCGAGUCGAACAUCCUCAAAGAACUGAUAAAGCCUCCCACUAUCCUUCGAACGGUUGUCAACACCAUCACAGGAAGCACCAAUGUGGGUGACCAACUUCCCACUGGGCAGCUGUCAGUGGUGCCUUGGCGACGGACCGGGGUGAAAUACACCAACAAUGAGGCCUAUUUUGAUGUGAUCGAAGAGAUCGAUGCCAUCAUUGAUAAGUCAGGUUCCACGAUUACGGCUGAGAUCCAGGGGGUGAUCGACGCCUGUGUGAAGCUGACUGGGAUGCCGGACCUCACGCUUUCCUUCAUGAACCCCAGGUUGCUGGAUGACGUCAGCUUUCAUCCUUGUGUCCGUUUCAAACGCUGGGAAUCCGAGCGCACCCUGUCCUUCAUCCCUGCUGACGGGAGCUUCCGCCUGCUCUCUUACCACGUCAGCGCGCAGAACCUGGUUGCGAUUCCAGUGUACGUCAAACAUAACAUCAGUUUCCGGGACAGUAGUUCCCUUGGACGCUUUGAAAUAACAGUGGGACCCAAGCAGACUAUGGGGAAGACCAUAGAGGGCGUGAUGGUCACCAGCCAGAUGCCCAAAGGGGUCCUGAAUAUGAGCCUCACUCCGUCUCAGGGGACGCACACGUUCGACCCGGUCACAAAGAUGCUGUCUUGGGAUGUAGGAAAAAUAAAUCCCCAGAAGCUACCAAGUUUGAAGGGGACCAUGAGUCUUCAGGCUGGAGCUUCCAAACCAGACGAAAACCCCACAAUUAACCUACAGUUUAAGAUCCAGCAGCUCGCCAUUUCUGGACUCAAAGUGAAUCGUCUGGAUAUGUAUGGAGAAAAGUACAAACCCUUUAAGGGCAUAAAAUACAUGACCAAAGCUGGAAAAUUCCAAGUUCGAACCUGAAGGGAGAGUUUUGCAGAGGCAACAGUCAUGAACACUUUAGUUUCUUACUUGAUUAAAAGUAAAAUGUACCAGCCUGUCCCCUAGGUCAGUCCCUUCCUGGCCCUGCCCGCUCCCUUUUUUCCUUAACCUGCAGUGCCGAGGAACGGUCAAGGGAGGAAGGGUCACCAGUGAGAACUGGACAGAACCAGAACUCAGUGAGCGCCGGCUCAGUUCUCCAAGAAGUGGCGUGCGAUGGAGGCGGAGGUGCUUGACGCCAUGUUUAACUAUUUUUAACGCAGUUUCCAUAGAAAAAGACGACUUGUUGCUUGCUUGGCUUUAAUUAUCUAAAGCCACUGAAAGACUUAGUUGCUGAUUUUUUCCUAAGGUAGAAAGAUCAGAAAGAAGAAAGACCGGGAGGAACAGUGAAUGUUGGAGAAAGGCUGGCUAAGGAUCUGACCUAGGAGGGACGAGAAAGAGGAGCAGAGAAGAGCUGGGAGGAGACACGCUCACGUGAACGACUGGCAGGGGAGGUGAUCGGACUGCGCUGGGGAGGGUUGGGGAGAACAGAGUUGAGCUGGUUUCUUUCUGAUCCCUCUACUCUUCCACAGAAAACAAUCUGUACUUCUAGAAGUGACCUGGAGACUUAAAUUCACGUCCACUAUUGAGAUGGAAACCCCAGCAGAAUCAGGUUUUCCCCUGAAGACCGUGAUGGUAUCUGUCCAGCUCUCAGAUACUGUUGCUGGCCCUUUCCACUGGGUCUCAUCUUCAGUGAAAGGUGACCUGCUUUCUUCCCAUGGUGGUGGUCUAAAAUCCCUCUUUCCCCGACCCGAGACAAUCCUACUCACUUGGCAGAAUUCUCCAGCCUUUUUCCUGUUACCUGAUCCUUCCAUAGGAUUUUCUAAAAAGUAGGGGAGUUUCAGAAGAGCCAAUCCCAUAACCCCCAGUGCAGCCAGAUUUUGUGUGUCAUAGUUUGGAGUAGAGGUGGCCGACUCAUUUCCCGUGAAGGUGGAUCACAGCUAUCAUGAGUGACCUCAUACUUACAUUUAUCAGUGCUGGCCUAGUCCUGGAUCCUAAAUGAUCCUGUUGGAAACUUCCAUCAGUCGCCCUAAGUAAAAAGAAUGCUUACCUUUGAGGGUAUGGUUGAUCCUUGAAGCUGCUUGGUAAUGUUAUCAUUUCCUCACAGUCUUUUGUUUUGUACUCUGUCAUGUAUUUAUU
Propithecus coquereli (Coquerel's sifaka) is the source of this 2580-nucleotide messenger RNA. RefSeq names its product adaptor-related protein complex 3, mu 2 subunit (gene AP3M2). Lineage: Eukaryota; Metazoa; Chordata; Mammalia; Primates; Indriidae. The record is from RefSeq and is a predicted model, not a curated record. Gene Ontology annotation, biological process: intracellular protein transport; endocytosis. The transcript is spliced from 9 exons. Gene Ontology annotation, cellular component: cytoplasmic vesicle; clathrin adaptor complex. The coding region runs from base 130 to 1386 and encodes 418 amino acids.